AGAUGAAGCACUUCACCUUGACAUUGCUUGCACUUCUUCAAUGUUUCUACUUUCAUGAGGUUUUGUGUCACGACGCCAACGACGAUCAUCAACAACACCUGCGAAUGUCUGUUGGCGAUAUUUUGAAAGUCAAUUCAUCAUCAGCAGCAGCCACAACAAACAUCAGUGAAAAGAAAUCACAACGGGACCAAAGAACUUUACAUCGACGUGCUGGGGGACAUUUGGUGCUGGGUGUAACAUCAACAACAACUUUAAAUCCACUCCCAACCCACUUACAUGAAGAGACAGCAACCGAAUUGUCAUCACAUGAUACAAAUUCAAAUUUCAAGAAUCACAAAACUUAUUUUAGAAGAAAAGUCAAAGCAGAUUCGAACCGAAGUCAUGAUGAGAAUAAAAGCAGCAGCAACAUUGUUAACGUAGCAAUUUUAGAUAGUAAAAAUUCCAAAGAAUUAAAUGACGAUGAGAAUAAUUUAGACUUUGGUCUAAUGACAAUGAGUGCUGCUGGUGAAGGCACGAAAAGUAACGACGUGUCGUCAAAGACUUCUUCAAGUUCGAAAAGUGCCACGAAGAAAGAUGAGAAGCAAAAGACUCUUUCAGAUCAAAUAGCUGAAGGUAAAUAUGGUCUGAUAGAGAAAGAAUUGUUUAGUAAAACACCAAAGCGACCAGGAAUUGUUUCAUACAAGACAAAUCCUGAAACGCCGAAUGAUAAUGAGAAGACUCUUGGUGGCCUUGACAAAGAUGAGAUUUGGCUUUCUGAAGAUCAUUUAUUAGUUCUGAAAGGUGGCGUGCCAAAUGAGAAGAAGAAUGAAGCAGACAGCGACGAAUGGAAGCCAAUUGACGAUUAUGAAGCACCAGCAAGACCAGUAAAGAUCCCAAUCAACCCUCGAGUGCCACCUCCAUUUCCUGUUCAACUCACUGACAACGGACCGCUACAAUUUAUCGGACAUAAUCAAUUUUCGCUAUUCAAUCCGUUCACAAAUGAAACAGGCUUAUUUACAAAUGAUCCGAGCGACGGCGCAGCCAACUUCCAUCAAGCCAACAGUCCCGAUCCGAAGAAUCUUUUUACCGGGCCGGGAACGUUCAAAAAUCUUACGAAAGAUCAGAUACGUGAUGUGAUUCCACCACCUCCCUGGCUUCAUCACAAAACUCACAACGACAAUGAUUUGUUGAAACAUUUUCCUUUCAAUUUGCCACUUCCUGAAAAUCGAACUGAAGAUUUUGACGAAGACGAUCCGUCACUUUUCUAUCCACCGCCAUACAGUUUUAUUUAUAAAAUAAAUCACACAAAUCUUGCACCAAUUGGACCACUCGUGCCUGGAAUUAUUCUUCCACCACCUCCAAACUUCUUCUCUGUUUACGACCCCGAUGAGAAUAAGAAACCUGUGAAGACGCCAAUCGACGUCAUCAAUCGAAUACAAGAAAUUCAUUUGAAAAAUCGUUUGUCCGCUUCAUCAACAACUACGACGACAUCUUCACCUCCCAAGUUGACAUCUUAUGUGCCAACAUUGCGUGAGUUCACUAGAAAAGCGAAAGUAUCGUCGUCGACUCCAUCAACGAGGUUACAUAAAACAAAACAAUUAACAACACUUCGACCAUCAACGACGACAUCUUUAAAGAUUCAUCCAUACGAUACAACAACACUCAAGUUGCAUCCAGUUUAUGUGCCAACGAGUGGAUCGACAACUUCAUCGACAACGACAACAACCAUUCAACCUCCAGCUGCUAUCAACAUUAAGCCAUAUCAACAAGACUACGGAACACAAGCACAUCCAAUUUACUUUGAAUAUUUCGAUGCACGUACAGCUAAUCCAAUCAAAAGUCAAUACAUUGGACCAGAGUAUCAGAAUUCUUAUGAGACGUCACCAGUCUACAAUCCAAUUAGCAACACAUCGCCAACACCACAACAAGUUGUCAGAGGUGGUGGCAACCACAAUAAGAAACCGAAAAGUUUCUAUCAACCGCAAUUCUUAUCAUCGACAAUUUCUCCGCAUCCUCAACACAUCGACACGAAGUUUUUGUUUGUUACACCAAAACCGGAGUUGCAAUAUGCAAGCGUGGUUGCAUCGCCGCAACCGUAUCCAGUUUCAACUCCAACUCCACUUGCUUACAACACAGUUCCGGUGCAAAAACCUCUCGUUCUAAAACCAGUUGGUCGAUUUGAAGAUGAGAUUGCGGCGAUUCAACAAACGCUUGACUUUUAUAAUGGAAAGAAAUUCCAACAGAAGACACCGAAAGUUAAAGCAGUUUAUGAAUUUUCUUUUGAAGCAUCAAAACAUAAAAAUCAACAACAAGACGACUUUCAGCCGAUGCUUUCAUAUGAUCAGAAGAAUUAUUACUCACCUAAACCGGAAAUUAAUUAUUCACAACUUAGUGAGCUGAUCAAGACAAACAGUUAUUAUCCAACAACGACAGAAACAACGAUGAAAUAUUAUCGAACGAAACAAUCAGCGACUUUACCACCAAAGAAGAAUUCAGCGACAGAGACAAGUGCAUCGACGCCAAUGGCUUUCGGACAGAAACUACGACCACAAAAUCUAAACUAUUACGUACGACCGAUGUUUAAAGAAGUCGUGACGACACCACAGAAAUCUCAAAAGAUAAUUAAUUACUCAGCUUCGUAUGAUCCGAUUAAUGUUGAUCAUGGAUACAGAAUUAAUAACAGGAAUGUGAAGUAUCGCAAGCCUUCACAUCAUCAACAGCAACAACAACAACAUCAUGAAUUCUACGAGCCAGCAAGUGAAGUUGCAAGUUUAUUAAACGAUACGAUCGUUAACUAUAAACAACCUUUAAGACCGAUUAAUCCAUUAAGUGAAUUUAUCAAUGUUGAUUCUCGCUUUCCACCACAAAACUCUCCGCCUUACAUUUCACAGCCUCAACCACUUCCACCUCAAUAUCAACCUCAUAAUCCAUAUUAUCCCGUUCCUUAUCCAAGACCAAUCCCAAUUCAACAACAACAACAGCCGCAAUAUCAUCAUCAACAACAUCACCAGCAACAACAUCCAAUUAAUUUAGUCAAAUAUGAAUAUCCACAAAUUCCUCAAAUUAAUCCCGAAAGCGUUCACAUAACAUUCUACAAUCGACCGAUGGAAAAGUCAGACAACAAUUAUUACGUCACGCCACGAAUUUAA
This is a messenger RNA of Clunio marinus, 3128 nucleotides long. The record is from the annotation of a GenBank genome assembly. NCBI's taxonomy places the organism in Eukaryota, Metazoa, Arthropoda, Insecta, Diptera, Chironomidae.